CCGGGCAAAGCACAACAAAACAAACGGCAUUCAAAAAAUUGUGAAAUAACGUACUUCUUCUCGCACCUUUCGCCGCUUAAGGACAAAAAACCUUCGAAAAAUGGAAGCAAAACGCCUUUGUGCGUACCGAUUCACGUCCGCAACCGCCACUUGCCUGCUCAUCCAGUAUUUGCUGCUAACGUUUACGGUCCUCAUUGUCAACACAAACCCCCUGACUCCGAUUACCUGGAUUUUCGGCACUUUCCGGAGCAUGUUGCGGAUAUCCACGCUCUUCUUCCUGCUGCCAAUCGGAGCUCUUACUGUCGCAAAUGGCGUCAUGUUGUUGCUGAAUUACCUUUCGCCGAAAAAGCCCGGAGAAAUUUCCAAAUUUCUGCGAAAGUUAACCAAAGUAGCGUUUCAGUUCGUCACGGGACUCGUGCUGACAUGGACUUUUUUGCGAUUUUUGAGCGAGGAAUAUGGAAGGGUCUUGCAUCGAACGACGUGGGAAUAUAAUUUAAAAUGUGUUUACUUGUUGCUGUGUGGCUUGGUGACUGUCGGGCACUUUAUUAGCAAGCGCCAAACGGAUGUCAUCGAGUUUCCGGUGUUGCAGCAGAAGAAAUAUCUGCGAAUAAAAACGGAUUUCUUCACAAAUUUCUGGAAAUCUUUGGGAGAAUCGAUAUUUCCGAGCUUUUUGUGCGCUUUGGCAGUCACGACAUUCAUGGGAAUCAGCAUUUGGAGCAAAAAUCUCGAGAAAAAUAACAUUUUUGGACUCAUCAUCGAUUAUCAUCUUUAUUUCUACACCUGGUUGUUAUUCGCGUACAUUUCCUGCUCACUAACAAUGCUAAAAGACGUUUUUGAGGUAUUUUUCUCGGAUUAUCAGCAAUUUCCCAUCGAAAAACCGGCAUUGAUUGCUUCCGACGCAUAUUUAACCUUAGCUGAUGGUCUUUUGUACACGAAAAUUCCUUUAAUUCAAACUCUGGCUGCUCUGGAUUUCUUCGUACUAUCACAAAAUUACAACACCGCUCGUCGUCAGGAGCUUUUUUCACUCAGUUCUGUCGGGGGUCAUCCUCACAACUUCCGAAAUGUGAACGAAGCAACGCUAAAAGUCCUUCAGGAGUUCACAAAAAGCCUUACGGAGGUAAUUGAAACGAAAAAAGUCCCAACUCCUGUCAUCGCAAACAAUAAUAACGCACUGCCGGUCAUAACAUCACCCGUAAGAGACGAAAAAACGGAGCAACGUGACAUGAACAAGACCCUUGGGAUUCGUAACAUGGUCUAUACUCCAAUUGCGUCACCUCUGAAGCCACUUACAGCCCCUCCGGUAAUGCCCGAACCAAAAACUCCCCAAGUUAGUCUCAAUUGCAACGUUCCAUCGACCCUUCGAUCGCUUUUCGGCGAAGAUAAAAGCAAAAAAGUCACCCAAAUACUCGCCAACUACUCGGAGAAGGUGACUUAUCUCAGUCAAGGCAUCGCCGCAAUCGCCGUUUUUUCAUUGACGGAAGACAAAUACGGUGUCGUGCAAGACUCCCUGCCAAAAAUCAUCAAAACUCUGCUCGAGUUGCACCAAAUAUUAGAAAAAAUUAACGCGAUGAACUUGGUUGUUGCGAAAAAAUCGAAUUAUAGUUUCAUUAAAGCGCGUCAGGCAGCCAAACGAAGUCUCUAUAAGAUGGUUAAGGAGUUCCAGAUUUACUUCAAGGACAUGGUUUUGGAACGUACGACGGUAGAAGCGCUUCGAUCCUUCGUCGUUUAGCAUAUUUAUUAUUUUUGUAUCGAAAUAAAUUGAGAUUUGUA
Culicoides brevitarsis is the source of this 1770-nucleotide messenger RNA. RefSeq names its product nucleoporin Ndc1 (gene Ndc1). The transcript has 2 exons. Gene Ontology annotation, biological process: nuclear pore organization. Bases 101 to 1729 code for a protein of 542 amino acids. NCBI's taxonomy places the organism in Eukaryota, Metazoa, Arthropoda, Insecta, Diptera, Ceratopogonidae. Gene Ontology annotation, cellular component: nuclear pore transmembrane ring. The record is from RefSeq and is a predicted model, not a curated record. Gene Ontology annotation, molecular function: protein-macromolecule adaptor activity.